Cheilinus undulatus (humphead wrasse) is the source of this 1699-nucleotide messenger RNA. RefSeq names its product proteolipid protein 1b (gene plp1b). Gene Ontology annotation, biological process: central nervous system myelination; axon development. The record is from RefSeq and is a predicted model, not a curated record. Gene Ontology annotation, cellular component: plasma membrane; myelin sheath. The transcript has 7 exons. Bases 174 to 947 code for a protein of 257 amino acids. Gene Ontology annotation, molecular function: structural constituent of myelin sheath. NCBI's taxonomy places the organism in Eukaryota, Metazoa, Chordata, Actinopteri, Labriformes, Labridae.
AGAUUUGUGCUGUGAGGUGUUAGUAGAGGAGGCAGAGGAGCUUUCACAUGCGGAUGAAAUCAGCACGUCAGAAAGGCUUAUUUUACCAUAGGAAAAGCUUUUAGACAGCUUUGUACAUCCCUGGUUGGCUUUGGGAUCUUUCUUGUUGUGGAGCACAGGAUCAAAAGCAGCAAAUGUUUCCGGUCAGGCAGCCUUGGCUUUGCAAAGCCUUAGGUUGUUAUGAUUGCUGUAUCCGCUGCCUCGGGGCUGUGCCCUACACGUCCCUGGUGGCCACCUUGCUGUGCUAUGCUGGCAUGGCGUUAUUUUGUGGCUGCGGGCACGAGGCACUGACCAACACUGAAGUCCUGGUGGAGACUUACUUCGCCCGCAAUGUUCAGGACUUUGCUGUCAUGGCCUCCUUUAUCAAAUACUUCCAGUACGUCAUCUAUGGCCUGGCAUCUUUUUUCUUCCUCUAUGGUAUCCUGCUGCUGGCAGAGGGUUUCUACACCACCAGUGCCGUCAAGCAGACGUUUGGUGAAUUCAGGAGCACCCACUGUGGUCGCUGCCUCAGCCUGACGUUCAUCGUAGUGACGUACAUCUUGGCCUUCAUCUGGCUGAUUGUCUUUGCCUUCACUGCCAUCCCGGUUUACUUCCUAUUCAACAUGGAGCAGACCUGCCACACUGUCAACAUCCUGGCUGAAACCACCCCCAGCAUCAAUCAGCACGGCUGGAUCUGCAUGGACGCCAGGCAGUUCGGUCUGCUCCCGUGGAACGCCAUGCCAGGAAAAGCUUGUGGGAUGACCUUGGCAUCUAUUUGCAAAACCAGAGAAUUCUACUUCACCUAUGACAUGUACAUUGCUGCAUUUGCUGGCGCCGGAGUCACUCUCUUAGCACUGUUCCUGUACAUGGUUGCCACCACCUACAACUACGCCGUGUUGAGAUUCCUAGGCAGGAAAGGGAUCCGCUAAUCGCAACACUUCCAACCUCAUCAACCCUGUCCUCUGACUGCCAUAUGGAAAGUCAGCACAUGCAGCAUUUCUAUCCAUCCUGUGGGAAACAGCCACUUCUGAACCCGAACGUAUUUCUUUAGAUGUGUCCUAUAACAGACAUCACUUUUUUCUUAUGAACAACAGACAGAGAGAUGAAGAUUACUCACAUCCAGCAGAUCCAGCAGCAGACCCUCUCCUCAGAUGAUUCUCCUGGCUUUGUUGUUCAUUCUCCCUCUCGCAGGACGUAUCUCUCAUUUGAUUCUUUUGUGAAGCUUCAUUGGUGCUGAUGCUGUUGUCAGAUUGUGAUGUACAACGUUUCAUGAAUAAUUAAGAGUGAUGACAGCUUGCCUUGCAAAUCACUGAGUUCACUGAUGCAUAGAUUUGAUUCUGAUUUUUUUACAGCCUCGCGAUCAACUAAAAGAAGAGAAGCUGAAUGUACCAAAGUUAUGAAAGAGAGGUUAGGUGAAUCCUCUCAUUUCUCUUUGUGCUUUUACUCACAACACAUGUACUCAUGCACAUUCACUCAUAAUGCAGCUCUGCUUUGCUUGAACAGCACUGUGUAGGGGGGAAACAAAGAUGUGUAUCCACUCUCCUGGAGUUUUUUUUUCCAUUACUGCUUAAAAUAAGCUGUUUAUGUUACUGAGGUGUUGAUGCUUCAAUAACGUGCCUCCAGGUGAUUUGUGUGUGCACGCUCAUUUGAAAUUAAGGCUGAUUAAACCAUUUAAAUCUGA